Arabidopsis thaliana (thale cress) is the source of this 4166-nucleotide messenger RNA. RefSeq names its product Haloacid dehalogenase-like hydrolase (HAD) superfamily protein. Bases 659 to 3832 code for a protein of 1057 amino acids. The record is from RefSeq and is marked reviewed. NCBI's taxonomy places the organism in Eukaryota, Viridiplantae, Streptophyta, Magnoliopsida, Brassicales, Brassicaceae. The transcript has 7 exons.
GGUUUUCAAUAUAAACCGGAAGUUUUAACACAAACGAAGAUUCAGUUAACCCUUGCUAUCGAAUUCGCCGCGCCUCUUCGUCUCCUUCACAGAGAUACUCUUCGUCAAUUUGAAAACUUCCAGGUAAUCUCAUCUUUUUCUUCUUCUUCUUCUCCUUCUAUUUGUAUUAAGCGUAGCCUGAGAAAUCUCCUGGUCGGUUUUGAGACAGUGCCCUGUGCUCUAAUUUCGGUUGAUACCUUGACAUGUCCGUCUCUUCUUCGAGGGUGAUUUUUGUUUUUCAAAUUCAGAUUUAAGAUGUGACCCAGUUACUAAAACUUCUGGUUUUAAGGUUGCCAUCAUUUAUGUGGAAUAUCCUCAGCUCGAUUGAAUCUGGCAGUUUUUCGUUUUUCUCUUGUUAAUGGUUUUUGUUAAGAAGCGUUUUGGUGUUUUAGUGAAUAAGAACACUGCCAAUCAUCAUUUCACGAACAAUGGUAUUAGAAAGUGCAUAAUUUUCUGGAUGGCUGCUUCUUUGGUUGGAAUUGUUUGAUUCACAUUUAAUACAUAGUCUCUAUUGCUCAGUUUCCAAUCACUUAAGAGCUCCGUGUUGGGUUUUCUAGAGCUACCGUUUGAUGGAUUUAUUUUUGAACUGCAGCUGAUUUCCGACUAAAUUAAAGGAGUAAUGGAGAGUGUUUCAGUGGAAACACUUUCAGAAACUGGAAACUCAAAUGACGGUCAAACGAAUCCAGAAUUGAUUGAUAAGCAUAAGAAGAGAUCGGGGAAAAAGAAGAGAAAAUCGAGGAAACUGGAUAAUGAGGUGAAGGAUAAUGAUUCUCAUAUCAGUAGCCAAAUUGGGAACGCAGAUGAGGCCUUUUCAUCUCAAGAAAAAAAAGAAGGGGAAAAUGAGAAAUCCACUAGUGAAAGUCAAGUUCGGUUAUCCGAGAAUCUUUUGUCUUCAUUACCUGCAGAGUCCUGUCAACGAGAUUCAGUCUCAUGUGAAGAGCCUAGAGCUACACUACAUCAUACAGACCCAAUCUCAUGUGAAGAUUCUCUACCAGAUGAUAAUAGGAAGGGUUCUAGUACAAAAAAAUCAAAAAGGAGAGAGAAGAAGAAGAAGAAAGAGGACUUGUCCUGUGAAGAGAAAUUGUUGGAUGAAGUUGAAAAAAUCACCAGCGAAGACCAAGUGCAUCCACCCAACAAUCCUUUGUCAAACGGUAUGGUACAAGAAAGGUCAGGUGAACUAACUCAGGAUUCAUGUGAGAAGCCUGGAGCGGCACAAAUUUGUACAGACCCAAAUCUGUCAACCUGCAAAGAUUCACUGCCAGAUGCUACUAAUAUGACUAGUUCCUCGAAAAGAAAGAGAAACAAAAGGAGGGAUAGAAAUGUACUGAAAGAAAGUGGUGUUGAUAUUGGUAGCACCAAUGCAGAGGUUGCUGUAACUGACAAUACUACUACUGAAGCUGAAGGAUCAAGAUCGAUGAGUAUAGAGGAAAACUCCGUUGCUAGUGUUUUGAUAAAUGGUUGUCUGAAAUCCAAGGUUGAUACAGUGGAACAACUAGAUGGCACAGAUGUUCAAAUCAAUGAAACUGUCUUCCAAACUCAGAGUACUAAAGCCAAGAAAAGGAAGAAGAAAAAAACCAAAACAAUGGAGGCCUGUGAUCCAUUAGGAAAUACUCUGCCGACCUCCACGGAAAGCGGGCCAGUAGAGUGUGUGGAAAAUAAUGAUGGGAAUAAGGAAAAAGAUGGAAACACUGAAGUUAAAGAGGACGUUCGUGAAGUUAAAUACGAUACUAUUUCUGAAGCUGAAGGAUCAAAAUCGACGACUAAAGAGGAAAAAUCUGUUGCUAGUGUUGUGAUAAGUAGUUGUCUGAAAUCCAAGGAUGAUACAGUGGAACAAAAAGAGUGCACAGAUGUCAACAUCAGUGAAACUGUGGCCCAAACUCAGGAUCCUAAAGCCAAGAGAAGAAAGAAGAGAAAGACCGAAACAAUAGAGGUGUGUGACCCAUUAGGAAAUACUUUGUCUACCUCCAUGAAAAGCGGGCCAGUAGAGCGUGUGGAAAAUAAUGAUGGGAAUGGUGGCCGAGAGUUAAUUAGUUAUUCGGCAAGUCAGACGGAAAAUUAUGUAAAUGGGGAGGAAAACGGUAUUCAGAAUCUCGGAAAAACUAAAGAGAAGGAAACAGAUGAAAACACUGAAGUUAAAGAGGACGUUCUUGGAGCAGGUGUAUGUGAUGUAAGGAGCAAAAAACGGAAGGGAAAGAAGAAGAAAACUUCAUCUGCAGAUAUGGAGGUCUUUGAGCCAUCAGGAUCAGUAGAGUGUUUGUUGAAUCAGUCAAACGAAAAAGACAUGCAAAAUUUUGAUGGGAAUGCUGGACAAGAGUUCGGGGGAGAGGAUAUGACAAUUAAAAUUGAAAAAUCUGCAACGAGAGAGAAAAGUGGAGUUCAGAAAUCUGGAAAACGUAAAGAAAUGACAAAAGAUAAAAAUAUUGAAUCUAAUCAGGAUGCACUCGACGCAGAAGGUGUUAGUGAUGAUGGUCACAAAAGAGAGAAGAGGAAGAUAAAAAACAAAACAAACUGCGAAUCAGUUGCCACCAUGGAUAGUGAGUCAGUACAGUCUUUGUUGUAUCAAUCGAAUGGAGAAGGUGUGAAAAAUUAUGAAGGGAAUGCUGAUGGGGAGAUUGCCAGUAAGGAUUUGGCUAGUAACAUUGAAGAUUCUGCAACUAAGGGGGAAAGCGUUCAAGAUGAUAAAAAUACCAAAAAAAGGAAAAAGGAUAGAAAGGGAGAAGUUGAUCAGGAUGCCAAGGGAGCAGAAGGUGUUAGUACGGUUGAGGUGACAACAAAGAAAAGCAAGAAGAAGAAAAAUUUGUUAGAUCAUAAAACUGACAAUAUGGAGGAGGAUAGUAUAAAGAAAAAUGAAAAAAAGGAAGAAGUUGAUCAGAAUGAUUUGGGAGCAGAAGGUGUUAGCAAGGUUGAGGUCAAAACAAAGAAGAGCAAGAGGAAAAAAAAUUCUUUAGAUCAUAAAACUGAUGAUAUGGAGGGGAAGGAUGAUGUUUCAUUACCUAGGAAAGAUGAAGAACCAGAAUUUGACAGGGAAAAGCUUGAAACGUCAUUGUCAAGUUCUGUCUUAAUACAAAAUGAUAACGUAGCUCAAGGAGUUAUUUCAUCAGAAACUGGAGAUGUACCUAGAUGCACAUGUAAAGCUCAACGUACCAGAAAGUUGGUUAUAUUUGAUUUAAAUGGAAUCCUUGCAGAUAUUGUUCAGGGUUUUACAGGUACAUUUCUUCCAGAUGGUAAAGUAUCAUACAGAUCAGUCUUCAGGAGGCCUUUUCUUCCUAGUUUUCUCGACUUUUGCUUUGAGAGAUUUGAUGUUGCGAUAUGGUCUUCCAGACGUGUUGGGUUGGAUUAUAUGAUCAACAUUGUCAUGAAAAACCAUGCGAGGAAUCUGUUGUUCUGUUUUGAUCAGAAUAUAUGCACUACAACGAAGUUUAAAACUCAGGAGAAGAAGGAUAAACCUUUGUUCCUCAAGGACCUACGAAGAGUAUGGGACCAUAUUGGGACAUGCAUCAGUUGUGGAAAGCGAAAGUAUGAUGAGACAAACACUUUGCUAGUUGACGAUUCACCCGACAAGGCCUUGUGUAAUCCUCCACACACUGGAAUCUUCCCUAGCCCGUACCAGUACACAAACCGUCAAGAUUCUGCAUUGGGGCCUGAGGGUGAGCUAAGGAAGUAUCUAGAAAGAUUAGCGGAUGCGGAGAACGUUCAGAAGUUUGUAGCGGAGAAUCCAUUCGGUCAAACUGCCAUAACUGAGACACACGAGUCAUGGGAGUUUUACUCUAAGGCCGUCGAAGCACAUAAGUAAUUCCUCAACAGGAGUUUUUACUGUUAUGUAAAUGCUGUCGACUCUCUAGAGCUCACAACAAGCAAGUGUUGAUGCACACACAGAUGAAGUUCCUGUUGGAAGUGUAAUUCAGCUCACUUUACAUCUUAAUUGAUAUUGUAUCUCGUGUUUCGAAGAGACCAGCGUCGAUACAUUUUUAGAUUCAGAUUUGUAAUUUGUCGUUGAUUGUUUACUCGUUCAAAAAUACAUUAUCAAUUCAGAGUCUAAUCGUCACAUUUAAAAAGGAACCUAACUUCGAAUCUUCAAGACAAAUAAAAUAAAGCGAAAGCAGAAAUUAAAAUUAAAAUCAUACUAA